Messenger RNA from Cryptomeria japonica (Japanese cedar), 3072 nucleotides. RefSeq names its product receptor like protein 22-like. The transcript has 2 exons. Lineage: Eukaryota; Viridiplantae; Streptophyta; Pinopsida; Cupressales; Cupressaceae. Bases 231 to 2816 code for a protein of 861 amino acids. Gene Ontology annotation, molecular function: protein binding. The record is from RefSeq and is a predicted model, not a curated record.
CCUAUCUCAAACUAGAAGUCCUUGAAAGGAUUCCCACAUAAUUAUAGACUUUCUAUUAACUUUUUUUCAUCUUCUUCAACUCUUUUUUAUUCUAGGAUGGAUCAUCAUAGUAGUAAGAAUUGUUCAUCUCCCUCAAUUCUUUUCUAUUCUGAUCCAUCAUCAGAAAAUAUAAGAACUGUUGAAUAUCUGUUCCACCAAAUUCAAGACUGAGAUACUUGUAAGAUUUUACCAUGGCAAUAGUCCAUAGGAACAGGAGUGUGAUACACUUGUGUAGAUGGGUGAUGGUAUUUUGCCUCUUGAAUCAUGUGAAUUGUUGCAGGAAAGAUGAAAGAAGGGCACUUGUGAGCUUGAGAGCCAACGUUCAACCUCCAUCUCUACUUUCUUCUUGGGAGGGUUAUCAAUGUUGCCAAUGGGAAGGAGUGAAUUGCAGCAGAGAUGGCUAUAUUAUUUCUGUCGCCCUCAAUUUCACAACAGAAACAGCUGUUCCUAUUCCUUCCACCACCCUCAUUCCUCUUGCUAAUCUCACAAAUCUCUCUACACUACAUGUAACUGGUGCUUCAUUCAUGGGCCCAAUUCCUUCACAAAUCUUAACAUUGACAAGGUUGGAAGCUCUGGACUUAAGCGGGAACAAUUUAUCAGGAAGCCUUCCCCCUGAUGUCGAAAAGCUCAAGAGUCUGAGAAGCCUUGUGCUUCGAGAGAAUAGCUUAUCAGGUUCUAUUCCCUCUCUGUAUUAUAAUUUGGGCAUGUUGGAAGAGCUAGACCUUAGUAGGAACACAAUGAAUGGCUCCAUAAGUCCGCUGAUUGGCCAACUGACCAGAUUGGUGAAGCUGGAUUUGUCCUUCAAUCGAUUCAAUGGUUUCCUUCCUUUGGAAAUUGGAAAUCUUACCCAUUUACAGAUUUUGAGUGUGGCAAACAAUUCCUUGGCUGGACUCGUUCCUUCUUCUGUUCAGAACCUUACGGAUUUGCAGAGGCUGGAUUUAUCAUCAAAUUCUUUCGCAGGCUCUCUUCCUGGGUGGUUUCCAAAACUCUCUCAGUUGCAGUUCCUUGAUAUGAGCAAGAAUUCUUUAAGUGGGUCGAUUCCGGAUGGCUUGGGGAAACUCUCAGAACUGAAGACGCUGAAUAUCUCUCAAAACACUCUGAAUGGUUCCAUACCAGAUUCUUUCGGAGAGCUAAACAAGCUGAAUCUUAUGAAUCUUCGUAGCAACCAAUUAUCAGGAGGAAUCCCCAAGUCCAUGGAAAAUGCCUCCUCGCUUACUCUUUUGUUUCUUCAGCAAAAUUGGUUUGAUGAUGCAGGGCCUGUGGGGUUCAGUCCCAGAUUUCAGCUCAAUCAUUUGUCCAUGUCGGCAUGCAGGCUCUCAGGUCCUCUGCCCAUAUGGUUAUCUCAACAGAGAAAUCUCAGUGUUCUAAAUCUGACAGGAAAUGCCCUGACAGGAACGAUUCCCCCGUGGCUUUCAGAGCUGCCAAUUCUCAAUUAUUUGAGUCUAGGACAAAACAAAUUUGCAGGCAAAAUACCUCCACAAAUCUUCAAUACACAGUCUCUGCUAUCCUUGGACUUGUCUCAGAAUUUUCUUAAUGGACAUAUUUCCCCACAGGUUGGAAAUGCAACCCAUCUUCAGAUUCUAAACUUAUCCAGCAACACCUUGAUGGGAGAUUUGCCUUUGAGCAUUAGCAGACUCUCCAAACUGCAAGUGCUAGAUCUCUCAGGGAACUCUUUUACUGGAAUUCUGCCUCCAAAUCUAAAGAAUUGUACUUCUAUGUCCAUACUUAAUGUUGGUGAAAAUCAUCUACAGGGAAAGAUUCCACCAGAGCUUGGUUCCAUUGGAUCAUUACGGUACUUAGUUCUUCACAGGAAUAAUUUUGCAGGAGACAUUUCUGUGGCUCUGAGAAAUUUUUCUGCCAUUGCAGUGAUUGACCUAGGCUCCAACUUCCUCACAGGGCAUUUCCCAUCCCAGGCUCUUCAAUUCCAUGACUUGGAAGUGCUUAUUCUAGGAAGAAAUCAGCUGGAGGGCUUUGUUCCAUUAGGGAUUGGCAACUUGAGUAAACUUGACAUCUUGGACCUGUCAGGAAACCAAUUCAGGGGAAGCAUACCAACAGAUCUUGGUAAGCUUCAGAGCAUGAAGGAUGACUAUGCUGGGAUGCAGGGCUCAAAGGUCAUUGUAGGGAGACUUAACCACCCUGCUCAAGCAUAUUCACUAUACUUCACCAUUGAUAUACAUCUCAAUUAUAAGGGAAAAAUUAGGCAAUUAAAAUAUCUGGAUGGAUACAAACUAAUAGAUCUCUCAGCAAAUAAUUUCACAGGUGAAAUUCCAGCAUCAAUAGGUCAGCUUCAGGGCCUGUUUUCUUUGAAUAUGUCUUGGAACAGUAUUGAGGGUUCCAUUCCCAGCAGUUUUGGAAAUCUGACUUCUCUUGAAAUGAUGGAUGUUUCACACAACCAGUUGUCUGGUAAAAUCCCUUCUGCACUCACAUCCAUAAGCUCUUUAGCAGUGUUUGAUGUAUCAAAUAAUAAGUUGUCAGGUAGGAUUCCAGAAGGAACUCAGUUCUCCACAUUUAAUGCAACAAGCUUUGCAAACAACAGUCAGUUGUGUGGAUCCCCUUUGCUUGUGUCAUGUACAACUCCUCCUCCUCAUGAAGACGGGGAUGAGGAAGAAAGUGAAGGGGAGGAAGGACCAGUUUCAUUCAUUGCAGUGGGUGUGGGAUUUGCAAUUGGACUUUUGAUUGUUGUGGUAUUGAUUUUUAGCAGUGAGAGAAUAAGCAAGGUGUUAUUGGGUACCCCUGCCCCACCAGCAAGACAUACAAUUGAUCGCCGAGUUAGAUAAGUCUUGUUCAAUAGGUUUACAUGUACUCCAUUUAUCAUUAUAUAUUGUUGUGCAUAGUUUUUGGUUUUGAUUAUGUGAGUUAUUUUUCUUGAUGUUUGGGAUCAAACUCCAUGAUCUUUCAUCUUCUCUUGUCUUCCUUCUUUAUGAAGGAAUAUCAAGGAAAAAAACUCAGAAUCAAAAGCAGAAAUUAUGUACAAUAUUAUAGACUGUGGAAAUCAUAUGUCUGCAAUUACAUAUUGUGUUAACGAAUUGAAAA